Molecule: messenger RNA, 912 nt
Organism: Trichoplax adhaerens
Lineage: Eukaryota; Metazoa; Placozoa; Uniplacotomia; Trichoplacea; Trichoplacidae
Exons: 9
Biological process (GO): protein dephosphorylation
Molecular function (GO): cation binding; protein serine/threonine phosphatase activity
Source: RefSeq, a predicted model, not a curated record
UAUUCAUUAACUGGCUAUAUCGGUGAAAUGCAAGGAGAAAGGGAUGAAAUGCAGGAUGCAUAUUACAUCCAAGAUGAUCUCACCGGUUGCUUCGAUGAAAAGCCUAAAAAUGCAGAUAAAUUAGGAUUCUAUGGAAUAUUCGAUGGUCAUGCAGGAAAAAGAGCAUCACAAUAUGCUGCGGAAAAUUUACAUAAAUUGAUCGUACAAAUGUAUCCAAAAGGAAAAGUGGCAAACAAGGAUAGAGAGAUUAAAAUGUGCCUGACUGAUGCAUUUAAAAAAACUGAUGAUGCAUUCUUACAACUGGCCUCAGCUGCUACACCAACAUGGAAAGAUGGAUCUACAGCUAGCACUGUAUUAGUGGUCGAUAAUGUGCUAUAUAUUGCAAAUCUUGGUGAUAGUAAAGCCGUAUUGUGUAGAUAUACAGACGAUGGAAAAGUAACAGCGUUAAGAUUAACUAAAGAUCAAACGCCAACAGAUUACGAGGAACGGAUGAGAAUACAAAAAUGUGGUGGUUUUGUAAAAGAUGGCAGAGUAAUGGGUAUCUUAGAAGUAGCUCGAUCAAUUGGCGAUGGCCGCUUCAAACAUUGCGGAGUUUCAUGCAUCCCCGACGUUAAACGCUGCACGCUAACAAAGAAUGACAAAUUCGUUGUUAUUGCUUGCGAUGGACUGUGGAAGUCAUUUGGUGUUGAUGAAGCGAUAUCCUACGUUGAUUCGCGAAAUUCUCACAUAAACGUAAUUAUACUACAUUUUUGUAUAUUAGAUGAUGAACAAACGAAACAAAUGAGCCAGAAGUCAAUAGUCGUUCGGCGUCAUGCGGCUGUUUGCCGCCAACUUGCAAAGGAAGCUGUUCGUAAACAAAGUGGCGAUAACGUAACAGUUAUGCUAAUAAUGAUUGAACACGAAGAUUUAUGA